Molecule: messenger RNA, 8615 nt
Organism: Camponotus floridanus (Florida carpenter ant)
Lineage: Eukaryota; Metazoa; Arthropoda; Insecta; Hymenoptera; Formicidae
Product: SLIT-ROBO Rho GTPase-activating protein 1
Exons: 13
Coding region: 2182-6042 (1286 amino acids)
Biological process (GO): signal transduction; negative regulation of cell migration
Cellular component (GO): cytoplasm
Molecular function (GO): protein binding
Source: RefSeq, a predicted model, not a curated record
ACCAGGAGCAGGGCGCGGGAGGGUAGAGGAGAGUCGGCGAAGCGAACGAGAGAGCGAAAGAGAGAGAAGAGCGAGAGCAGGUCGGGGCGAACGUGCGAGCGAGCUGACCGGGCCAGGAAGGGGGGCGAAAGGAGGGGGAGAGAGCGCACUCGCGCGCGCGAGAGACCGAGAGGGAAAAUCUGGUUGCCUGGCGACGAGCCAUCUAGUUCGAUCCCAGCCAGCCACCCGACCAGCCACCCUCCUCUCCGGUCUCUUCUCCUCGUCGUCGUCGUCGUCAUCGUCGUGGCCGUCGCCGUCGCCGUCGCAGGAGCGACGACACCGUCGUGCCGAGGGGAACGGCGCUGAGCUCCGCGUCUCGUUUCUCUUCCUCGCGAGAGAAAAGAUCUCUCUCUUGCUCUCCGGAGAGCCUGCCUUGACGUCGGUCGGUCGCGUGGGACGCCAACGUCCGGUAUCGAGAUCGCGGAUACCAUUGUCGGCGCGUCGUUUCCGCGGCGAACUCCGGAAGAGUCGGGAAAGCGCGAAGGCAGUCCCCGGGAGCAGUCGUGUGAAGCAUCGCGUGUGCGUCUAAUACGGGGGACGGCCCGAUAUAUGCCCUGGUCGCGUAGGUGUGCGAGUUUCCGAAGGACGUCGCGCCGAGAGUUAUCCCUCUGAUCUCGCGCGGCGUUACGUCUAUGUCACUUGGACGUGACGGUGUGGGAAAUUGCGAAUAUCACGCCCUCGCGCUCUUUCUCCCUUCGGUGAGAGAGGAACGGGGAAGAGGCCGCGGCAAGUGCGUUUCCCAAGGACGUGAUCCCGGCGCAUCUCCCUGGGCUGCGCGCACAGGUGGUGUCCUUCGGCUGGCUUGCCGUAAUAAAAGCGGGUGGAACUGCGCCCGGCGUCGUUUUCAUCGCAACGAAAUUACGUGCGUAACAACAGGCAGGGUCUUUGCCAAGAGGAAAAUAGACGGGAGUCACGUCCCUGCUACACGAACGACGAAGGGAAAAAAUUCAGUCUGCUAUUCAUGAAUAAUAUUAAUUUCCGAUAUGAAAAAUGUAUUAAAUGUUGCGCGAGAAAAACAUGAAAUAAUAAAUAUACUUCACUAGGCUAUUUAAGAGUCGAAGCGUUACAUCGAAUUACAUAAGUAGAUACCACUUUGUCGCUAAUUAGCUCGAUCCUCGUAGACUCGAGAGCGCCGCGGUGAUAAAAAAAAAAUGAAAUAUUUAUUGAAGAACGAGGUAAAAUUAUCAAAUUAAUUCAAAGAAUAAUUCAAACGAUAGACAUCAAAGGAAAAGCGAAAGAGCAGGGAGAAGAGAAAAUUGUUUGAUCGAGGAAUCAAUUUGCGGAGAAGACGAUAAAGAAAGGGGAGGGGGAGGCGAAGAGGAAGGGGAAAGAGCGGAAUAUACCGCCGAGAGACCGAAGGGAAAGAUUCGCAAGGGCAGCAGCCACUCUUUCCGAGGAGGAGAUCGACGAUUCGAUCGGACGAGAGGAGAUAAAAGGCGAAGCCGAGGACUCGCGCGCAAGGAAGAUGAGCCUGGACCGCCGUUGCGGUUCGCGGCAUCUCGUAAACAGGAUCGUCCUAGGGACGGCGGCAUCGACGGCGGUGGCCUUCGAUGGAACGCCGUCGUGCGGUUCAACGACUCAGAGCUGCGUCCAUAGAAUUAUACGACCUUUAUACGCGUAAGGUAUAACGCGCUUAAGGUAUAACCGCUGACCGCCCCCUUUCGUCAAGAGCGUGACGUAAUAUACGAUAUAACGAGAGACCUUUCGUCCAUUGUAUCGGAAGAUCGAUAUGGCAAUGGGACUUUAGUUGCCAGGAAGAAAAUUCAUCCUCUCUCUCGACGUAAAUUUUUGAGACAAGCUCGACCCGAGGAAAAUGAGAAGAUGGUCCAUCAUGAUUUACAGCAAUCAAAUUUAGACGAAUGCAAUCCUUCUAAAGCAAACUCUUGAAGGAAGAUCUUGAAAACGAUGAUCCCGAAAAGCGUUCCGCGUGAGAUUAAGCAAGAUUAACAUGCGAGACUUGUCUUUUAUCUCGCUAUUGUGAUCGCGAUAUUCGAGAUCGCGUUAAUCGCCGUUGGAUCAGAUUUCGUCAUCGUCAUUCGUGAUAGUUGGAUGCGAUAAGAAGGAACUGUCUCGUUUCAAAGGAGGCGACGUACUUUAGGAAAUUUCCUCGCACCGCGGAUAAAACACACGAAAUUCGUCACCAUGUUCCAGUGCAUCAUACAGCAGAGGAACGGCUGGAUCCAUCCUUACACUCCCGACACCAAGGAUGUCUUUCCAGACAUACGGCUACAGCUGAACGAGCAGCUGAGAUGCCUCGACGUGAGGAUGGAGGCGCAAGUCGCCCUCGUGGCCGAGCUCCAGGACUUUUUCCGCAGGAGGGCAGAACUGGAGCUGGACUACAGCAAAUCCCUCGACAAGAUGGCCAGAAGCAUACAGUUGAGGCAUAAGGAGCAGAAACAAAAGCGGGAACAAUGGCCCCUGUUCUCCAGCUACGCCUGCUGGCAGCAGCUCGUCAACGAAACCAAGUCCCUCAGCAGGGACCACGCCGCCUUGUCCGAGGUCUACAGCACCCACCUCGUGGGCCGCCUCAAUCAGGUGAUGGAGGAUGUGCAGCGAAUUUACAAGCGUUGUCGCGAGAUUGGCUACGAGACGCACGAGGAAAUACUCCGAGUGCUGCACGAGCUCCACACGACGAUGAAGACCUAUCAGGCUUACCAGGCCGAGUCCAGGCAGGCGGAGACCAAGCUCCGCGUCGCCGAGCAGCAACGCAACAAGCUCGAAGUGGCGAAUGCGGAUAGUCGCGAUAAGCUCGCGCGCAGCAAGAAGUACAAGCUCAUCGAAAAGGAAGUUAACAAGAGGAAGAGCAAGUACCAGGAGGCGAAGCUAAAGGCACUCAAGGCAAGAAACGAGUACAUCCUGUGCCUGGAGGCGUCGAAUACGACGAUACACAAGUACUUCGUCGACGACCUAUCCGACCUCAUCGAUUGCAUGGAUUUUGGAUUCCACAAUUGCAUAGCGAGAGCACUGCUGAUGCACUGCAGUGCGGAGGAGGGCAGGCAGCGUUCCUUACAAUCUGGCGCCGAACAAUUAGCCGCGUUUGUCGGUGCGCUCGACUCUCGGGCGGAUAAACAGAGAUUCAUGGAGUCUCAUCACGCGGCCUUUAUGAUUCCCAAGAAAUUCGAAUUCCAAGGACAACGUGGAGAUGAGUCGCCAGAGCCCGAAUUACAAAAGAUGCUACAUUCGGAGAUGGAGCAACGAUUGCAGCAGUUGCAGCAAAGAGUGACGUCUCUCCGAACCGAGUCGGAAGAGGUAUGGAAGACUUUGGAGACCGCAGAGGCGAGUCUGCUCGAGAUGUUGACUGCCAAGGAUUAUGAUUGUUCGAGAUACUUUGGCGAGAACGCUGUGCCCACGUCUAGGCCACCAGAGACGUUGCAAAUCAAGCUGCGAGCUGAUAGACAGGAGACUGAAGAAUUCUACCUCAUUAAAUUCAGGGAGUAUCUUCUCGGCACGUCGAGAAUAGCCAGGCUAGAUGCAAAACAGGAGUACAUCCGGCAGAGUCUGCUGGAUGGCUCAAACGCCAGUCCGAAUCCCUCGAUCUCCGCGACGAAGCAGAAGCAGGCACGCCGCAAGCGAAUCGGUCGUCUACAGAUGAAUGGACAGCCGAAGCUGUUUGGUGGUUCGCUCGAGGAGUAUUUGGAGAGCACGAAUCAAGAGAUACCUUUGAUCAUGAAGAGUUGUAUUCGGGUGAUCAACCUGUAUGGCUUGCACCAUCAGGGUAUCUUCCGUGUAUCAGGUUCGCAGGUGGAAAUCAACAAUUUCCGUGAGUGGUUCGAGCGUGGCGAAGACCCACUGGCAGAUGUAACCGACGCUUCGGACAUUAAUAGCGUCGCCGGGGUGUUGAAACUUUAUCUAAGAGAGCUACGUGAACCGCUCUUCCCCAUUAUUUACUUUGAACAUCUGAUGGAGCUAGCGCAGCUCGAAUCGAAGCAGGACUUUGUCAACAAGAUGAAAGAGAUGAUAGCGAGUCUACCGAGGCCGGUCGUGAUCGUCAUGCGAUAUCUCUUCGCUUUUCUUAAUCAUCUGUCGGAAUUCUCAGAUGAAAACAUGAUGGAUCCGUACAAUUUGGCCAUCUGCUUCGGCCCAACUUUGGUGCCCGUUCCCGAAGACAAGGAUCAAGUUCAGUACCAGAAUCAAGUUAACGAGCUUAUUAAAAAUAUCAUCACAUUCUGCGAAGAAAUCUUCCCGGAGGACAUCGGCGGUACUCAGUACGAAAAGUAUAUCAGCAGGGAGCCUGACGAUGCGGACGUGGGUGACUCGCCUACGGAUCAAGUCCAAGAAGAUAUGGAUUCGGAAGUUUAUCCGUCUGAAGACGAAUCUGAGAAUCUCGAAGCGACAGCGCAAUUCGAUUUUAAUGCAAGAUCCGAGAGAGAACUGAGCUUCAAGAAGGGUGACACUUUGACAUUAUACACGCAAGUUAGUAAUGAUUGGUGGCGGGGCGCUCUAGCCGGCAGAGAAGGACUGAUUCCUGACAAAUAUAUCAUGCUCAAGAUAAAAGAUGAAGAGCGUGAGAAAGAACUUUUAAAAUCGUCCAGCGAGGAAUCCAUGCGUAGAAGAGCGUCCAGCUCGGCAGACAGCGUACUGUCGAGCAACAACUCACCAUUGAUGGGUCCGUCGGCAAAUCCGAGUACCUGGUCAUCCGGCGCGGCGUCCGACAUGUCAUCUGCCACGACGAACAUAAUAACGGACAAUAGUAACGCCAGCGGUAUUAUCGCGUCCGUGGCAAACGUGCCCUGCAUCUCGUCGGCGCAGCCGAUCAUCAGUCGAGAGGCUGAUUCCGUGACUACGUCAAGGCUGGUCAGGGUGUCCACUCCUACGGAGAACGAGAAGCAUUCGGAGCAUCAUCGGAACAACAUGGAUUCGAUUUCGUCGGAGGACGGCAUCGAAUGCGUCGACGGCGGUGAUAACUCGAUUCAGCAGAAACAACGAGGUGGCAACGAGGAAAUCGCGAACGAGAAUUCGGUCGAGCGUAACAUGUUGGCGGCGAUAUCUUCGCUGGAUGGCAUCGCAUCGAAGCGCGGCGCCAGUCGGAAACAGCAACACUGGAAGUCGCAGAGCGUCGGCGAGAGUAUGAUGACGCAACAGCAACUGCAGCUGUCGCACGCGAACUCCCUGACGACGGCGACCACGACAACGGUGACGACGAUGACGACGACCGUGACGCCGGACGACGAGUCUCAGCAGGAACAGCAGCAGACGCCGAACUUUUCGGCGAAUCGGGAGCUCUGGCAGCGUCGUGCCACCUCGCAGACGCAGCUGAUGAGCACGACAGUGGUACCGCCUACCCCCAAGUCGUCCUACUCUCGCGUAUCCCAGGAAUUCCGCGAAAUGCGGCAGAAACACACGCCCGAUCUAGUGAUGGAUCUACCGCUGUCGGCGCAAGACCCAGUCAGCAAAAAGUCCGCAUCGUCUAGCAGUCUAAGUAGCUCGGAUGACGAGACGAUGAUGAUGCCGCCGCAACAGCAAGCGCCGCCCUCGCGAGCGGAAGCGGCUACUUCGCCGACUGGCGGUCCAGAAUCGCCGGAUAUGAGCACUGCCGCCGAGCGUUUCGCUAAGCAGAAUCAAUGCACCCUGAAGAAAAAUACGAAGACCGCAAAUACAGCGGAAAUUACCGGCAGCAAGUUGAAGCGGAUCGAGACGGCGGAGCAACACGACGGGACGGGCGUCGUCGUCGUCGUCGACGCGGAGGACGACGAGAUCAUCCGGUCGGCCAGCUCGAAUCAGAUCGCCGUCGACGGCGGCAACGGGGGUGGGGAAGGUGGUGGUGGAGGAGGGGUGUCGCUCAGGUCACCUCUACCGCCGCGUUCCACCCCCAAAAUCGUUGCCAAGUUCGCCGACAUGCAUCUGACCGGCGGCAGCCAGGUGGUUUCGUCGUUCAAGCCGCAGGUCAAGGUCAAGCCGACGAUCCUGCGCAAACCGGUGAUGCCGUUCCCGCAUCCACACAUGAGCCCCGAGCUUGCGCGCAAGAUCGAGAAACAGGCGCAGAGCGCGGAGCAGGCCAAUUAAAAGAUUGCCAUAAUCGCACAGUUGAAAAAGUUGACAUUAUUCGCGAUUGGUAACGCGGGCGGAUCCCCCGGCAGUCGUCGAAAUAUCGUCCUUCCGACGAAAAAUGCAAAUCCAAUUUCGAGCUUCAAGGAAAUUUUACCUUUUCGACUUUUAAAGUCGACGCCUCGAAAAUUUCAGAGUCUCCUUCUCGCCGACUCUCCUCGUAAUCUUACAUUUUACGCAAGUUAUUCGCUCUCGAAUGACAACUUGACAAUAACCGCCUUUUUUUUCAGGCAUACGUGAAAUUGCAAAUUGAAAAGAUACAAUAAAUUAGGAAACUAGGCUGUUGCCGAGGGAAACGUCGUGCCGAGACCGAUCGUUCUUACGAGAGAAAAGGAGAUCGACCUUCAAGAUUUCGCCAUUUCGAGACGAUAGCGUGUAGAUUUAGAACGAUUAGAGCGCGACCACACGUCCCAUCGACCAGUUACUCCGCCCAGUCGCGAGGACUUCUACUGUAUUAAUUAUCGUGCCCGAGAAGAAAGGAAAGAGCUACCGCGGUAUAGCGCAGUGUGCGACGCGUGUUAUAAAUUCGCGCGACGGUGCUAAAUACGGCACGCGCGCAAACUUACUUUAUAGUAAUCGCACGUAGGGCGAAACCACGGCGCUAUCCUCGCGGGGGCGAGUUUAUUUUUUCUACAGAUGUUUUCCAUUUUCGCAUAAUUUUUUUACCAAAUGAUCCGCGCGAAGUAAUGUUUCUAGUCAUCGAGCGAAGAUAAGAAUAAGAGAAAAAAAAAUAAUGAAAAAAGCGAAAGAAAGAGUAUGUGCGUGCGUGUGUGAAUGAGUGAGCGAAUGAGAGAAAAAAAGAAAUGAGGGAGAGAAAAAAAAGAGAGAGACGUAGCAUCGAAGAACGUGAAUUUGUAACGUUGGACGACAUAAUGUAAUUUAUUUUUUAGCGCGUGCCCGCAUAUAUGUGUCAGUAAUAGAUUUUCCUGCUAUCGCCACUCUUGACGAGUAUUGUCGCGUGUCGCGAGCCGCGGCAAGCGCGUUCAAUGGUUCCUUUAUGUACGGACGAAUGUUAGUAUGAGUUUGAGAGAAAAAAAAAGGAAAAAAAAAUAAGUGGAGAAAGAAAAAACGCAAGCUGUUCCCAACCCGCCCGAUUGAUCGAUUAACUCUCUGGACGCGAGUCUAGAUUUCUCGCGUUCUAGAGCAGAAGUGAGUGAGUGAAAAAGAGAGAGAGAGAGAGAGAGAGAGAGAGAAAAAGAGAGAAGAGGGUCCCGCGACUUUAUCGAUAAGUCUAUUAUAAUAGGGUGCGUUAUAUAUGUAUAUCGCGUACCGUCUUAAUUAUAGGUACUAAUUAAUCCAGCGAUGUUCGAUAUAUCCGCGAUAAAGAGGAAGGAGAAUCUAGCUAGAUUAUUAUACAUAACGACGACGACGACGACGACGACGCGAGUAUUUAUCGAUUGACGCAACGUCGCGAGCCGUUACUCAUCGUAAUUCCGAUAUCAACAAGUCGUUUAGAAAAAAAGGAAGAAAAAAAAGACACUCUGUAACACUUUGACGUAUUCCCACGUAUUGCCUCUCCCUAUAAUCGAUCGAUUGAAAAAGAGAAACUUGUACUCGUGUUCUAUACGAUAACGUAUAAGCGUAUUCGAGAGGAUUCGCUCGACGAAUUCGCAGUAUUCCCCCUCAACUUUAUGUGUGUAUCGAUUAAAUGUUUAGCACGCGAUCCUCGCGUUGUCGGUGUUAUUGCGAUUGUGUUAUUUUUUAUCGAUAUUUCGUUACGCGAAGAUCUCUACUUUUAAUUGUGACAAUCACCUUCGAUAGAUUCGGAAUUGAUUUUAAAGUUUUUCUGCUUGCCUCUUCUCUUUUAACGCUCAGUAUUAAAUAUUUUUAUAGACUUACAGAAUUGAUAUUUGCGCGCAUCAAGUCUGUUUAAACUGAGAUGUAAAUAACAAUUAUUGCUUAUGUAAUUCAAGAAGAGAUAAUUUGUACUUUUAAUAAUCCAAAUUUAUAUAUGUCAUUUUCGAUUGAGAAAAAAAUCGAUUCUUUUUCUUUUCAAUCAUUCAUCAUCAAAAUUAUCUGUCGGUGGUCCCGAAAUAUACGAUAUAUCUCGAAGAAUUGUCGAUCAAAUAAUCGUCUCAAAUGCAAUAACACUGACCGAAUGUGAAGUUCGUUGAGGCAUUGCAGUAUACCCACCGCACUAAGAAAUACCAAAGCCAAGGAUACGCUCCCAUUGACUGUAAAAAUAACGAUCUUUCACAAUUUCGGUUUUAAAUGUUGCCCUCCCCCCUCGUCUCCUUGUGUCGUUCUUUAUUUUUCAUUUAAAUUACUUUAUGUCCGCGGACUAUAUAUUUUGUAUAAUGAUCUCCAGUCUUCGUAUUUUUUUUAUACGGUGCCAAUCGCGCGCCGAACGAUAACGAUUUUUAAACGAAUCUGUAAAACGUAAUUUAAUACGCGUUAAUAAUUUAGCGUAGCCACGUCUUAUCAGUGGAUGAUCCGAGAGGAAUGUAAUAGCUUAAUCGAUAAUCUCUCCCGUUAAGGCUAAUGAUACAUAUGGAUAUCGUAAUAAACGAACUUACAGGCUGUAUACUAUA